Molecule: messenger RNA, 1002 nt
Organism: Aspergillus thermomutatus
Lineage: Eukaryota; Fungi; Ascomycota; Eurotiomycetes; Eurotiales; Aspergillaceae
Product: ketoreductase sphI
Exons: 2
Coding region: 1-1002 (333 amino acids)
Molecular function (GO): oxidoreductase activity, acting on the CH-OH group of donors, NAD or NADP as acceptor
Source: RefSeq, a predicted model, not a curated record
AUGGCGGGGGAAUUGAUCUUCAUCACCGGUGCAACUGGCUUUAUUGGCAGUGCCACGGCCGUGGCAGCACUCAAAGCGGGAUAUCGACUGCGAAUCUGUCUUCGAAAGCCCUCGGACAAGCUACAGGCUCUGCUAUCGGGAGAUAGCGAACGAGUGGAAUUUGUCACUGUUACUGAUUGGACAGAUGGAGCCAUAUUCAGAGGAAAGCUCGACGGAGCAGACUAUGUCGUCCAUCUCGCACAUCCUCUUCCCAGUGGCACAGAUAAGGAGUUAUAUUUCACUCCAGCUGUGAAAGCUACGACUGCCUUGCUCCAGGAGGCUGCUCGAGUGCCAAGCAUCAAGAAGGUUGUGAUCACAUCAUCGGUUGCAGCCUUGAUGCCAUUGGAUGGAGUACCGCCCGGUGGCAUCGUCAAAGAGGACAACGCCUGGGACUUUGAGGUAGAUGAGACCGAAGACUUCACAGCCUCGAAUGACCCACGAGGAGUACCUAUGCGGUUGUACCAUGCAUCCAAACUGCUCGCCAACAAAACCGCAUGGGAAUUCCGACAGACGGCCAAGCCGCAUUAUGCCUUGGUAACGCUCCAUCCUGUGUUUGUAUAUGGACGCAACCCCGUGCAGACAUCUGCCGAGCAGAUCCAGGAAUCUUCGAACGGACUUCUCUGGUAUACCAUCAUGACUGGCAUCCCUCAUUACUCUCACUCCCAGGUUCCUGGUGUGCAUGUCGACGAUGUUGUCGAAGCACACCUCAAGGCCUUGGAUCCAGCCAUCCCGGACGGGUCGAGGUAUUUGCUCACGGGGAAGGCCGGGACCUGGAAAGAGGUGGCGAAUGUCGUUCAGCGGUAUUGUUCAGACCUCGGGGCGAAGAUCACACCAGGUAUCGAGGAAGAGUUUCUGCCAACGGACAGUAGCAAAGCAGAGGCAGAGUUGGGGAUGCGAUGGCGCUCUUGGGACCAGAUGGUUCGGGAUGUGGUGGACCAGCAACUGGAGUUUGUGAAAGCUUGA